This is a messenger RNA of Talaromyces proteolyticus, 786 nucleotides long. RefSeq lists its product as uncharacterized. The coding region runs from base 243 to 740 and encodes 165 amino acids. The record is from RefSeq and is a predicted model, not a curated record. The transcript has a single exon. NCBI's taxonomy places the organism in Eukaryota, Fungi, Ascomycota, Eurotiomycetes, Eurotiales, Trichocomaceae.
CCGCUGCCAAUUUUAAAUGACAUGUAAUAUUAAUAUUAACAGUCACACUAAAAUCACGCCGCAGUGCACACGCAGGAGAGAAAAUCGAGAGCAGCAGUCGCUCCAGAAGCCCUUGUAAUAAUAGAAGAGCCACUAGUCCAAAAGUAGCCUAGCUGUAGCGGGCCUGGCCGUUGCCUCAGGCUGCAAGGCUUCAGCUUCCCGUGACUGCGGCGCACAGCAGGGACGGCAGGUGCCAGGUCGUCAUGGCUGCGACUCUAAAGACACGACAUGGUUGUUGGUGUUGCACAACAGCAUCACUCCUGGUUGUCAUCAAACAGCCCCAGCCCAGUCGAAGCACAUCGCUCGCUCCUGCGCCCGAGCCGCCUCAGAAAAAAAAAUCCUAUUAUCGUGCCACUGCCACUACUGUACCACACACCUGGACUCAUCCUGAGCCGCCAGCCCAGACCCAUCCCAGCAACGAUAACGUUAAUGGUUUAGUUUACCAGCUACCGUCAUCGUUGGCUCCCAACCUCCCUUUCUCUCAUCGAUCGCCCUUCUGCCCCUCGUCAGCAAAACCACGCAUCAGCAGUCUCAUCGCGCCAGAUCCCCAUUUUCCUUUCCCUUCCGACUCCCCCAGGUUAUCCGCUCGUCGCUCCCGGACUCUUGUCGCCUCGGCCUACGUCCCUCGAUCCGCCCGUCUGUCGCAUCCAGCACAGUACACUGACAACAACUGGUAUACCUGUUCCCCCUCUCGGAGCUGAAGGGGCCCACACCACCACAGCCAAUCCCAAAGACCUUGGGAAAGGC